AUCAGAUGGCUUGGGCAGUCGCAAGCGAGCCGUGACAUCGUGAACGGUUCGCAGCCUCCGAGCGUGCUCUCACUCAAUACUUAGGGUAUUCGAUGAUUACGCGCUACACUGACCAUCGGGUGCGUUUAGAAACUUGUCAAAUUAAAGAAUUCCGGUUAUAAGAACACGCGUCGCCGCAUCCGUAUGAGGAACUGUGUAGUUUAUUUAAGUUUUUUGUGAAUUUUGUGUUGCGGACUUUUCAAGUGGUUUCCUUGAUGCAACUGUGACGCUGAUACCUCCUUUAGGUCACGAAGCGAUGCCGCAUAAGUUUUAAAGUUGGGUGCGCGUGCGCAUAGUAGACAUUUUUGGGGUCAAAUCGCGGUGGGGGUGUUCGGUGGUGUUUAGGGAGGGGUAGAGGGUGGUGUGGGGUGAAGUUUGCGGGGUGGCUCUACACGGGGGCUGGGGGCGGCCGGCGCCGGCGCCCGCGCACGCCGCCACCACGCUGGUCGGCGGGCUGGUCGCGCCGCCGCGGGAACCAACCACGGCGGCAGAGGCUUUCUGGAAGAUGCCGCAUAAGGAUCAGCAGGGAAUCAUUGAGACUGUCCACUUACAUGAGCUGAUGCAUAGCGCGGCAAUGGGGGGCGGAGCCCUAUUUGGGUGCUCUUCAGCCGGCCACAGCGGCAUCAACCAACUUGGCGGAGUGUAUGUCAACGGCAGGCCGCUGCCUGACUCCACGCGCCAGAAGAUCGUGGAGCUGGCGCACUCGGGCGCGCGGCCCUGCGACAUCAGCCGCAUCCUGCAGGUCUCCAACGGCUGCGUCUCCAAGAUCCUCGGCAGCUUUGCACGCAGAUAUUACGAGACGGGGUCAAUAAAGCCCCGAGCGAUUGGCGGGUCUAAACCGAGAGUGGCCACGACUCCAGUGGUCCAGAAGAUAGCUGACUACAAGAGGGAGUGCCCCUCAAUCUUCGCGUGGGAGAUCAGGGAUCGUCUGCUCAGCGAAAACGUGUGCAAUAAUGACAACAUUCCUAGUGUAUCUUCAAUCAACCGCGUCUUGCGGAACCUGGCAUCGCAAAAGGAGCAAGCGGCGUCGGCGCAGAACGAUAGUGUUUAUGAAAAACUGAGGAUGUUCAAUGGUCAGGCGGCUACAGGCUGGUGGUACCCUGGACUGCCGGCUGCACCAGCAGCGCCUGCCAUUCCUGCACCACUACCACCGCAGCUCAAUAGGACACCUACUGAGGAACAUAAAAGAGCAGAUCCAUUACAAUCGGAGGCUGGGUCGGAUGGCAACAGCGAGCACGCAUCAUCAGGAGACGAGGACUCGCAGAUGAGGUUACGACUGAAGAGGAAACUGCAGAGAAACCGAACCUCCUUCACCAAUGAUCAGAUAGAUAGCCUUGAGAAAGAAUUCGAACGGACGCACUACCCGGAUGUGUUCGCGCGGGAAAGACUGGCUGAAAAGAUUGGAUUGCCUGAGGCACGUAUCCAGGUAUGGUUUUCAAACCGGCGAGCGAAGUGGCGUCGCGAGGAGAAGCUCCGGAGUCAAAGACGUGAUGCCCCCGCUGCAUCACCACCUGCGCCACCAACACCACGGCUGCCACUCAACGGAGGCUUCAACUCCAUGUACAGUCCCAUACCGCAACCCAUUGCCACCAUGGGAGAAUCUUAUAGUGCGCUUGGUUCCGACAGCGCGAUGUCGGGCGGGCUGACUUCGUCGUGCCUGCAACAACGGGAUGGCGGGUACCCCUACAUGUUUGGCGACGUGCUGGGCAGCGGAGGCUACUCCAGAGCACCUGCAGCUCAUCAACAACACGCUGCGUAUUCGCAGCCACAGGGCACUGCGGGCACUGGAGUAAUAUCAGCAGGCGUGAGCGUGCCUGUGCAAAUCCCAUCGCAAGGGCCGGACCUCGCAUCGAACUAUUGGGGACGGCUUCAGUGAUCUCAGCUAUUCGGGUUCCCGCAUCGGCUACUGUCGAUGCCUGAGAACCCGACCAACAUACCAGAGUCCCCAUCUAGCGGCGAGAUCGCGCACAACUACGCCGACGCGCAUUUGUCUAUGAACGCCGCCAUCAACAUGACGGCCGGACACGAUGCCAAUGUUUUGGCGGCAGAUUUACAAGAACAAAACAAUUCAGUGUCGUAAGUGUACACAAGACUGUUUAAUAUACCCCGUUCGUUUCACAAUCCAGUUAUUUGAAUUUUAGUGAGAUUUCAGUUCUAAAUGGUGCAAGUUAAUUUAUUUUAUGUUUGUAUGUAUGUACAAUAGUUUUCGGACUACACUUUAAUAUUAAGAGGCAACUGAUGAUGUUCAAAAUUAGUCGUAAGCAAACGACCGUACACGAUGAUGUGUGCUGCGCACUUCCGAACAUUCAUGAUAUUGUACUUAUAAUUUAAUUUAUAGUUUGCUUAAACAUAAUACAUACAUGUAUAGUAAAUACAGAUAUUUAGGCAUGUUUCAUUGCGUACGGUCAAUAAAUAAAAUAGUAAGCUAGUAACAAUAGCGUGCAAUUGUAAAUAUAGAACAGCGCCAUCUAUUGUCGAGUAGAGAAAGUUUCUUUAAUGGCAGCCGAGAAGUCCUCGGCGGGAAAUAAAUGUAAAUUGUUUGUGCCAACGUUUGUAAUAAUCGAGUGUUAUGCGCCCUUUGCGUGCACAACCCUUUCUAUUUCUUUGAUGUAUGCAAUAGGGGUGCGAAAUGUUAAUGCUAUAGAGAAAAAAAACGUGGCAAUGAGCUUCGUUACGGCGUUUGUUUCACACCCCUGCCUUCACGAACAAAUUGUCAUACAAACUAAUCAUGUUUGUACUAUUGUGAUGACUCUUGUAUAAUAUUGUUACUAAAUAGAUGUUGUACGUAAUGUGUCAACUCAAGUUCAUUAGCACACCUUGAAACGAAUUAAUUUAUUAUUUAUUGGUAAAAUUAAGAUAAAUAAAAAUAUCGCUGUGAUUAAAAUAUUAUUAAGAUUUAUAUAAUUAUUUUACCAUCAACAUUGUGGGUUAUUUGAACGAACUCCUUUUAAAUUUACAGCACUGAUAUUCCUUAUUGUACAAAACUGUAUACAAGAUGUAAUACUUACUUACUAUGUAUACUGAAGUCAAAUAUUUCUGUCAUUUUUUUCUUAAUGGUGCUGGAUUAGCAGCACAAAUUAUCAUUUAAUUAUGUAACUACUUGAUAAAUAUGUACAUUUAUAAUAUAUAUUUUCAUUAAAAAUGCAAUAUGGACGUUGAUAGGCGUUAUGUAUGUAAUGUAAUUUAGUUUUGAAAGUAAGUGUAUAAUAAAUUAUUACUUGGUAUAAGUGCAUAUAGGUUGAGGAGAUUACAGUGAAAAUUUAUUAAUAAAUAUUGCAUUAACCAUUA
Spodoptera frugiperda (fall armyworm) is the source of this 3327-nucleotide messenger RNA. It is a transcript of the gene toy, whose product is annotated as paired box protein Pax-6. The coding region runs from base 545 to 1915 and encodes 456 amino acids. Gene Ontology annotation, molecular function: RNA polymerase II cis-regulatory region sequence-specific DNA binding; DNA-binding transcription factor activity, RNA polymerase II-specific. Gene Ontology annotation, biological process: anatomical structure development; regulation of transcription by RNA polymerase II. The record is from RefSeq and is a predicted model, not a curated record. Lineage: Eukaryota; Metazoa; Arthropoda; Insecta; Lepidoptera; Noctuidae. The transcript has 11 exons.